Messenger RNA from Acanthisitta chloris (rifleman), 1611 nucleotides. RefSeq names its product taxilin alpha (gene TXLNA). Lineage: Eukaryota; Metazoa; Chordata; Aves; Passeriformes; Acanthisittidae. The transcript has 10 exons. Bases 1 to 1611 code for a protein of 536 amino acids. The record is from RefSeq and is a predicted model, not a curated record. Gene Ontology annotation, molecular function: syntaxin binding.
AUGAAGAACCAAGGUGUGGAGACCAAGGCAGCCCCACGGCCCAGCAGCACCUCCAAAGCAAGCAGUGGGAUGGGGCUGGAGGAGGGAGACUCUCCAGAGGCUGCAGCACCCCCAGAAGCUCCUCUCACCCAGGAGGACUCCAAGCCCUCCCGAAGUGCCGUGCGCGACGUCUCCGAGGAGCUGAGCCGACAGCUCGAGGACAUCCUCAACACCUACUGUGUGGAUGCCAGGCAGGAGGGCCCAGGGGAGGACGGGGGGCAGGGGGAGCCCCCCGAGCCUGAGGAGCCUGAGAAGGGCUGCAGUGAGUCCCCCAGGAACGGGGAGCAGGAACCAGUUGGCCCCGAGAUGAACGGGGAGAAGGAAAGCACCAAAGGCACUGAGGAAUUCCGACCCGGAGAGGAAUGUGGGGACAGGGAUCAGAAGAAAGCUCAGGAGAAGAAGAAAGCCAAGGGUUUAGGCAAGGAAAUCACUUUGCUGAUGCAGACACUGAACACCCUGAGCACACCAGAGGAGAAACUGGCAGCACUGUGCAAGAAAUACGCUGAGCUGCUGGAAGAGCACCGUAACUCCCAGAAGCAGAUGAAGAUCUUGCAGAAGAAGCAGACACAGCUGGUGCAGGAGAAGGAUCACCUGCAGAGUGAGCACAGCAAGGCCAUCCUGGCACGCAGCAAACUGGAGAGUCUGUGCCGAGAGCUCCAGAGGCACAAUCGUACCCUCAAGGAGGAAGGUGUCCAGCGCGCGCGGGAGGAAGAGGAGAAGAGGAAGGAGGUGACAUCCCACUUUCAGGUGACUCUGAAUGACAUCCAGCUCCAGAUGGAGCAGCACAACGAGAGGAACUCCAAGCUGCGCCAGGAGAACAUGGAGCUGGCAGAGAGGCUCAAGAAGCUCAUUGAGCAGUAUGAGCUGAGGGAGGAGCACAUCGACAAGGUGUUCAAGCACAAGGACCUGCAGCAGCAGCUGGUGGAUGCCAAACUGCAGCAGGCCCAGGAAAUGCUGAAGGAGGCAGAGGAGAGGCACCAGAGGGAGAAGGACUUUCUGCUGAAGGAGGCUGUGGAAUCACAGAGGAUGUGUGAGCUGAUGAAGCAGCAGGAGACCCAUCUCAAGCAGCAGCUGGCUCUGUACACAGAGAAGUUUGAGGAAUUCCAGAACACCCUCUCCAAAAGCAGUGAAGUGUUCACGACAUUUAAACAGGAGAUGGAGAAGAUGACUAAGAAAAUCAAGAAGUUGGAGAAGGAAACCACCAUGUAUCGCUCCCGCUGGGAGAGCAGCAACAAGGCUCUGCUGGAGAUGGCAGAAGAGAAAACCCUGCGGGACAAGGAGCUGGAAGGUCUCCAGGUGAAGAUCCAGCGCCUGGAGAAGUUGUGCCGAGCGCUGCAAACGGAGCGGAACGACCUCAGCAAGAAAGUGCAGGACCUGUGUGCCCACACACCCCGGGCAGAGCCUGACCUGCUGGAGCCCUUGAAGGACAGCUCAGAGGUGGCAGGAGCUGCUCAGGAUUGUCUCAGCUCGGGGAAGGCCCCACAGAGCCCAGAUCCUGCGGAGAACCUGCGGGAACUGAGCGCAGGGGCCGCGGGGCAGAGCGGGACCGAAGGCUCUGGGGGCACUGACUGA